This is a messenger RNA of Pseudoliparis swirei, 1299 nucleotides long. Its product is annotated as zgc:153031. Gene Ontology annotation, molecular function: dihydrofolate reductase activity; NADP binding. The coding region runs from base 35 to 607 and encodes 190 amino acids. The transcript is spliced from 6 exons. The record is from RefSeq and is a predicted model, not a curated record. NCBI's taxonomy places the organism in Eukaryota, Metazoa, Chordata, Actinopteri, Perciformes, Liparidae. Gene Ontology annotation, biological process: folic acid metabolic process; dihydrofolate metabolic process; glycine biosynthetic process. Gene Ontology annotation, cellular component: mitochondrion.
CGUGACUGCGCUUGUGGGACGACGCGUUUUGGAGAUGGAAAAGCCGGUUCGCCUCAUCGCGGCGGCCUGCAACGACGGGGGCAUCGGGAAGGACGGGCAAAUGCCCUGGAACUUACCAUCUGAAUUCCUGAAUUUUAGGAGCCAUGUGACGGGGGUGUCGAGACCAGGAAAGAUGAACUUGAUGGUUUGGGGGAAGCUGUGCUGGUUCUCCGUCCCAAAACCAGAUUUCCCGCUGCCCAAUGUUCUGCACGCGGUGCUGAGCAACACAAUGGAGGCGGUUCCAGAUCACGCUCACUUCUUGUGUCAGGACUUGGACAGUGCCGCCCGUCUGGCUGCACAGCCCCCCCUCGCUGACUUGAUUGAGACCAUCUGGGUUGUUGGAGGGACACGGGUGUACGAGGAUGCGCUGAAGCACCCGUGGUGUGACUUGGUUUACCUGACAGACGUCAUGGCCGACUUCGACUGCGACGUUUUCUUCCCCGAGUUUGACAGAGGACUCUUCAAAAAACAAGAAGGAUUUCCUGAUGUGCCGAGUGGAAUUCAAGAAGAGAACGGCAUCAAGUACGAAUAUCAAGUAUUCAAGAGGGAGACCGGCGACGCGGUGUAGAAAGCUCAGAGAAAAUCAAUGUCGGGAAACUCAAGAUGUAUUGCAGUGGACCUCUGGUCCGCCACCUGCUUCCCGAACCUUAACCCGCACUGUGUCAUUAGGAUAUUGGAAGAAGCCAAAGUCUCAUCACUGUUAUCAUCUAAUCAGUGCAGCGUUCCGCUGUAAAUAGGACCUUUACACUCUUUAUCUCUGAGGUACUGUAAACACAGGCACUUAGUCGCCCCUUCUCUUCUUCCAUCACUGCUUGGUCGGACAUUAUGAGCUGCUCUGAUUUUUUAAAAUACAUCCUCUGCCCCUCAGCGUUCCUCGUCUUCCUCCUCAGUAAUAUUGCAUCUGCACAGAUACAAUGUUUGUCAGUCGGCGGCCUACGUCAACGACAGCUUGUGUACGGAUCGGGUCCUUUCCAAGCCGACGUGACAUAUGCCUGCGUAGAAAGCCACACGUGAAUUUUCCUAUACUGGUUUGCUUUAAUAACUGUUUUAUUUAGAAAUAGAUGGAGACAUUCUUCAGCUUUUUAUUUGGUAACUUUAGAAAGUUGUCAUGUUUCUAAAAAAAAAAAUUCUGUGUAGCCUUUUGUGAAUCUAGGAUUUUUUUCCCCUGAAAAUGAAUCAAUGUUUACGUUUUUACUGCAGCAACAUUUGAUAAUUUCUGGAUUUAUUUUUUACUUUUGAAUAAAAUUGGCCUUAUUCAUC